Molecule: messenger RNA, 1348 nt
Organism: Gasterosteus aculeatus aculeatus (three-spined stickleback)
Lineage: Eukaryota; Metazoa; Chordata; Actinopteri; Perciformes; Gasterosteidae
Gene: akr1a1b
Product: aldo-keto reductase family 1, member A1b (aldehyde reductase)
Biological process (GO): aldehyde catabolic process
Molecular function (GO): alcohol dehydrogenase (NADP+) activity
Source: RefSeq, a predicted model, not a curated record
CGAGUCAGCAGCCCGGAAGAGGGAAAUGUCAACAAAACGAGGUGGUGUUUUUGAACAUUUGGUAGAAAACGACGGUCCUGCACAGCUGUCCUCGCUCGGAGGACAACCACAAGAGGUCCUUGCUUGAAGCCGCACGUUUUAAAAUCUCCAAAAACAGUGCUUCUGAGAGGCAUGAAUGACUUUGCAGUUCUCAACACGGGGCGGAAGAUGCCCCUCCUUGGACUGGGGACGUGGAAGAGUGAACCCGGAAAGGUGAAACAAGCCGUUAUUUGGGCAUUGGAUGCUGGGUAUCGCCACAUCGACUGCGCAGCAAUCUAUGGCAAUGAGGGCGAGAUUGGCGAAGCCCUGCAGGAGACCCUCGGCCCCGGCAAGGCCCUGCGGAGAGAGGACGUGUUCAUCACAUCCAAGCUGUGGAACAACCGGCAUCACCCGGAGGACGUGGAGCCGGCCCUCCUCAAGACCCUGAAGGACCUGAAGCUGGAGUAUCUGGACCUCUACCUCAUCCACUGGCCCUACGCCUUUCAACAAGGAGAUGCUCCCUUCCCCAAAAAAGAGGACGGCACCCUGCUGUACGACGACAUAGACUACAAGCUGACCUGGGCUUCCAUGGAGAAGCUGGUGGAGAAGGGCCUCGUCCGAUCUAUCGGCCUGUCCAACUUCAACAGUCGGCAGAUAGACGACGUCCUGUCGGUCGCCAGCAUCAAACCCACUGUCCUGCAGGUAGAGAGCCACCCGUACUUGGCCCAGGCAGAGCUGCUGGCGCACUGUCGGGACCGGGGCCUGGUGAUGACGGCCUACAGCCCUCUGGGCUCUUCUGACCGCGCCUGGAAGCAUCCGGAUGAACCCGUCCUGCUUCAGGAGCUUGUGAUGUCCACCCUGGGGGAGAAGUAUAGAAAGUCCCCUGCUCAGAUUAUCUUGAGGUGGCAGACACAACGAGGAGUGGUGACAAUCCCCAAGAGUGUGACAGAGUCCCGUAUCAAAGAGAACAUUCAGGUGUUUGACUUCACCCUUGACGCAGAGGAAAUGAAGAGUAUUGAAGCCCUGAACAGGGGCUGGCGCUACAUCGUACCAAUGAUCCAAGUGGAAGGAGAACGAGUCCCACGGGAUGCAGGACAUCCUCACUACCCUUUCAUCGACCCCUACUGACGACGCACUGACACCUACACUUGUGCCUUCAACACUUCCUGUAACGCUAAUAAGUGUUCCUAGUUUCUUUAGAUAAGGUUAAACUCUGCACUUAUCAUUAGAAUUUCAAGUUAUUGUUGGUGAUAAACACCGGAAAUCCUGGUGUGACUGUAUACAUAUUACAUACAGUACAUUUUUUUUAAAUAAACAUUUUGGUACUUCA